GCUUGACUUUCUCACCCAGGAUGGAUCCUUCUAAGGAGAACGUCUAUGAAAACCCUUAUGAGAAUGAUUCUUCAAACAUAUAUGAAAUGCCCUAUGAGGCGGCGUACGAAGAGCCUGCACAUCUUCCUAUGCAGUAUGAGAACAUAGGACCUGGCAUAGAAGGAAUACCUGAUCCCCCUUCUCUGCCGCCACCAUAUCUUCCUGCAGAGGAGAGGCGAAGCAGUUCAUCCUCUUCUUCUUCUUCUUCUUCAUCCUCCUCAUCUUCUUCAGAUUCUGAGGACCAAGAGAAAGAAGAGAUGAAGGCACAUAGCAGGAAGGAUGAGAGAGAAGAAAAUGAAGAGGUGAUGGUGAUGACCAAAGAUCUGAAUUGGGACACAGAAUAUUCAGAGGUAGAGGUGGAGGUGGACAGGAAGAACUCAUCACGCAAAUCCUCUUCAUCUUCUUCUUCAUCUUCCUCUUCGUCAGCCUCUAAGGAGAAGCAAGGAGAAGAAUUUAAGAUUGCACUUUAUGUUAAGGCUGGCAGCGAUGGGGAAAGCAUUGGAAACUGUCCCUUCUCCCAGCGUCUCUUCAUGAUCCUGUGGCUUAAAGGAGUAGUCUUCAAUGUCACUACUGUUGACCUAAAGAGGAAACCAGCCGAUCUCCACAACCUGGCUCCAGGGACACACCCUCCUUUCCUCACCUUCCAGGGGGAGGUUCUCACAGAUGUCAACAAAAUAGAGGAAUACCUGGAGGAGAUGCUGGCUCCACCAAAGUACCCCAAACUUGCAGCAAAGAACCGUGAAUCCAACACGGCAGGAAAUGACAUAUUUGCCAAGUUCUCCGCUUAUGUCAAAAACACAAGACCAGAUAAAAAUCGAGCAUUGGAGCAAAGUCUGAACAAAGCCCUGGCUAAGCUGGAUGAAUACCUGAUGAGUCCGCUCCCUGAGGAGGUUCAGACAGGACGCCACAGCGGUGAUGGUGUAUCUAACCGCAAAUACCUAGACGGAGACGAACUGACGCUGGCUGACUGCAACCUUCUUCCCAAACUUCAUGUUGUCAAGCUUGUUGCAAAGAAGUACAGAAACUAUGACAUCCCAUCUGACUUCAGAGGGCUGUGGCGAUAUCUUGGCAAUGCCUACAACCGAGAGGAGUUCAUCAAUACAUGUGCGGCUGAGGUGGAAAUUGAACUGGCCUACAAGGACGUAGCUAAAAGGCUUGGAAAAUGAAUGUGUCAUGGCAAUAAGCACUACUAGUUCUGUUGUUCUUUUUAAAUUUACCAUAUCAAUCAUACGUUUGAAGUGCAUGAUGUGUCAUUUUUAACGCUAAUGUGCUAAAAAAAAAAAAGUCUUUAUGUCUCAGAGAAGAUUGGUGUUAAAAAUGAUUCGUCGCUUUUUUUUUUAUGGUGCUGUGCAGCUGAAUAUGACAAAAAGUUCUCUAGCAUAUGAAUAUGUCUUGAAAAUUAUUUGGUUAUGAUGAUUAUAUUUCUGUAUUUUUUUCAAAAAAUAAUGUGGAAAAACUCAGAGCAACAUCUGUCUAAUCAGCUUAAUGGGCAAGCUAAGCCUGAGCUACUUCUUUAACAUUUAUAAGUAGUCUUCUUGUUUUUU
Melanotaenia boesemani (Boeseman's rainbowfish) is the source of this 1583-nucleotide messenger RNA. It is a transcript of the gene clic5a, whose product is annotated as chloride intracellular channel 5a. The record is from RefSeq and is a predicted model, not a curated record. Bases 21 to 1205 code for a protein of 394 amino acids. NCBI's taxonomy places the organism in Eukaryota, Metazoa, Chordata, Actinopteri, Atheriniformes, Melanotaeniidae. The transcript has 6 exons.